UAUAUAAGUUAUUAUGUUAUUAUAUAUUUAUGUUGCAACGUACGGGCACUCACCUAGUAAUAAAAAAAAGACAAAGGGCAAAGGCCCAUCAAACGUCUCUUAAGUCACCGAAUCUUUGCGAGAGGCGACCUCGCCCAUAUGUCUAACCCUAAAUAACUCCACUCGACCACUCCAGUAAUUCAGCUCCACUCUGCGGCUGUGCCUCCGGCCGGCGACUUUUUAGUCUCAGUUCCCACUCGAUGGUUGAUUCCUAUCAUCCUCACAAUCGCUCCUCCAUCCAGUCCCGCAUCGGGACCUGCACGCGCACGAGCACACGACGGCGGACGGUCGCACCUCCUCCGCUCGGCCGCUCCACAGCUUGGCGCUCCGGCGGGCGCUGGCACCUCCGGCUACGUCCUGCUGCCUGCGCGCGGUAGCCACCUGUUGUACCCGUGCUGGCCUGCUCUCUCUGACCUGAUACUCUGACUCUGCAAUCGGCUUGCUCUCUCCAGGCUUUCUGGAAUCACAUUUCUUGAGAACUAUCUGUUGGAGAGCUAAACUAGGCUCUUGUUCAUAUUAUGGAUCAGCAAGCUAAGAUUGAUGCUGAUUUUCUUGAACCAACUGUACUCUUAGAUGAGACACAUUACCAGGAGGGGUACAGAAAUGGCUAUAAUGAUGGUUUGGCAUCUGGAAAGGAAGAGGGGAGGCAGGUUGGUUUAAAGAUGGGUUUCCAGGUCGGUGAAGAACUGGGUUUCUUUCAGGGCUGUCUGGAUGUGUGGACGUCUGCAAUUCUCAUUGAUCAGAAUGCCUUCACAGCUCGGGUCAGGAAGAAUAUCGAGCAACUGGCUGCACUGGUGGGCAGUUAUCCGCUGUCCGAUCCGGAGAAUGAACAAAUUCAAGACGUGAUGGAGAAGAUAAGGCUGAAAUUCAGGGUCAUCACUGCAAGCUUAGGGGUGAAGUUAGAGUAUGAAGGGCACCCCAAAUCAUCUAAACAGGAUGCUGAGGAUCUGUAGCGGUGAUUGAAAUUACAUUUUAGUUUCUCCGCCCUUGCUGUUUAAAGCUCUUCAACUCAUUGGCAUCAUGAGGAACUGCAGUGAGACAUCAAUGGUCAGAGUCCGACCAUAACCACAUAUAUAGUUUUAACAAUGUCUCAAGUUUUGUGUUAUUACCUGCUGUCUGCUGUCUGCCAUAUGUAAUAGUUUCCUUUCAAAAGGCAAAUGCACUUCCUUCCCAUUUUCUUUGAAGUACUUGUAUCAAACACUCUGCGAUGAGAAUCCUGAAUUUCGUUCUUUUCUGAAGAAUAUAUGUACUCCUUUCUCAUA
This is a messenger RNA of Zea mays, 1301 nucleotides long. RefSeq lists its product as uncharacterized. Bases 558 to 992 code for a protein of 144 amino acids. The record is from RefSeq and is a predicted model, not a curated record. The transcript is spliced from 2 exons. NCBI's taxonomy places the organism in Eukaryota, Viridiplantae, Streptophyta, Magnoliopsida, Poales, Poaceae.